CGCGCGCACUUCACAGCGGCAGCAGCACUGGGUGUAGGCUGGAGCGCGUGCGUGCUUGUGUGUGUAUUUAUUAGCUCGUGCUGAGAGCGCGAGCAGGGCCAGAGCCUGUCAGAAACAACAGUGAGCAGUUCGAGGCCUGACUGUCCUUUACUCACCUCCUCUAACUGGGAACUGUGGUCAGCAGCUCUCCACACGGAUUCGACCCACCAUCACCAUCAUCAGCUCGCGUUCUGACAUGGGAAUGUGAAGAUGUACAGCCAUGCUCAAUCAGAGGAUGCAUGAGAUUUAUGACCUGUGACUUUCACAACCUGUCUGUCUGGUGUGGAAAGUGAGGAGAAAACUUAUUUCCCAGCGUCUAUCAUGAGCAGGGAGACGUCACCCACAUGCUGUAUCAUGGAACCGACAGAGGAGGGUGGCCCUGAGUGCAGCCUGAUGGAGCAGCAGACAUGUUCUUCUGCUGAACAACAGGACUCAGAUGCUGACCAUAGACAAGCUAAAAAGAUACAGAAGUCUAAAGGAAAACUGAUUAGGAGUGUAGCUGUUUGCGAGGAGUCUUUACCCUCUGAAUUCAACAGCAAGGAGUCGGAGGUGGAAACUAUUGCAACAGCUGAAAAUGCUGGCAGCUUAGAAUUGGAUGAGGAUGAACAAAGGAGACACAAGGAGGGCAGCACACGGAAAAAGCCCAGCUUAUCCAAAGAAUCAAGUCUGGAAUACACCGACUCCACAGGCAUAGAUCUGGAAGAGUUUCUGAUCACUACUCUAAAGAGCAGCCCCAGAGACAGACUGAUGCUGCUGAAACUGGAGCAAGACAUGACUGAUUUUAUGACAGACAACUGCUCCUAUAAGAAGUUCCCUCAGAUGUCGUCCUAUCACAGGAUGCUGGUUCACAGAGUUGCGGCUUAUUUUGGGCUGGAGCACAACGUGGAUCACAGUGGAAAAGCUGUGAUCAUCAACAAAACCAGCAAUUCCAGAAUACCAGAGCAGCGAUUUGCUGAGCAUGUUCAGGAGGAAAAGGCUGAGGAGAGAAGGUCAAUACUGAAGAGAGACAGCAGCCAGGAGAAAGAGGACAUCCAGCGGAGGGUGCCUUUACUGAAGGAACAGGCGAAGAGUAAGUCUCUUGAAGAGAGAGAGGAGGAGUAUCAGAGAGCGAGAGAGCGAAUCUUCUCUCAGGAUUCAUCCUGUGCUCCUAAAAGUGUUUACAUUGAGACCAGAGUCUCAGAGGACUGCUAUAAUUUGCACAGUGAGACUCAAAGAAAAAGACAGCUUUUCAGUAAAACGAAGGAUGGGUCUGGGCGGCUGUCAGGCAGCAUGCAGAGCAGUUUUGAACAGGAGUGUUACUGGAGUGACUGCCGACCCUGGAGCAGCACAGACUCCGACAGCUCCACAUGGACCUCCAAACCCCUGCACUCGCGCUCAGACAGCAGCUCCAAGCUUUACAAACCAGUGUCAGAGGCAGGGGCUACCAGUGGUCCUCUAUCAGCAGCUCCAGCAAGUAACAGCCCUGCUUAUAUCAUUGUGCCCCCAGAAUCCUCCAUACUUCCUGGCAGUAUUCUAAUUAACCCACACACAGGACAGCCAUAUCUGAAUCCUGAUGGAACGCCAGCUGUUUACAAUCCACCAGCGAAUCAGCAGCCAAUGAGUAAUCAACUUAACACAAUGCAGCCACAAGCCCCACCCCCUCUACACCAGCAGCAGCAGCCGAUGACGACUCAUGGUGUUCCACAAUACUCUACUGUAACGUACCUUCCACCACAGCAGAUGUUAAACCCCUCACAGCUCCACCCACCAGAACAGUGUAGGGAGGAUCUUUCAUCUCAGUUCAGUCACAUGACACUGAACCACCAGUCGUCAGCUGAGUCCUUAGAUCCUCCUGCCUGUUACCUACAGGGAGCACACAGCUAUGCACAACCCCAGCACAGUUAUGCUGCACCGUUUCCUGUAGACAGCUACCUAAACUCAGGAAUGGCUUUGGCCCCUCCUACAGCCCCGCCCCUGCAAACCUGCAGCCAGCAGAACACUCAGGCCUCAGUGUACAGUUACCCAGCUCAGUGUCCCAACUCACUGCAACAGUAUGGACCAGCCAGUUACAGCACACAGACAGGAUAUCCUCCUCUCUUACCCAAUCAGCAACAAGCUUACUCAAGCAUGGUGGGAACUCAGGUGCUACCCCAAACUCAGCAAAGCAUCAUGGGUACCUACCCUUCCUCCUCCUCUUAUCAGAUGGCACCCCAGCUCCAGCCAUACUCUACAAUGCUGGUGCCCAGGCAGGGUGGGCAGUCUCAGAGUGCAGCGCCGCCAGCUGGAGUAUCGGUGUAUUGCAACACUCUGCCUCCUUCACCACCCCCACCAGUCAGCAGCCUGGCAGUCACCUGCCAAUCAAGCAACUGCAGAAACGCAUGUAAUAGAAACCAGAACCAGUGCUGGUACUAACACAAAUACACACACACACUCGCACAUACCUGCACAGUGUGCCACACUGACUUGAAUUACAUGCACAGAUACGGACAUAUGAAUAAAUACAAACCAGAGAGACUCACUGUUUACUACUCUUUAGUACACCAACCAAAAAUAGACAGUAGUGUUUCAGGGUAGACCACCCACAGUCUAGUAGCAUCAAACUACCUACCUGCCACACCUACCACAUCACCAGGACAGUCCAGACACACCCAACCUUUUCUACACAUGUGCCAUUUUAAUUACAACAUGUUUAUUUGUGACUUUUUUUUACAUGCACUGAUGUACUGUAUAUUCUAUAAUGUUGUGCCAGAAUUGCUGUGAUUCUCUUCAGGUUAUAUUUGAUAUUAUAGUAAUAUGUGUUUUAAAGCUAUAUAAUAAAAGUUAUAACAUAUCCUGUAUUGAUGUGAUUGUUAAUUUAAUCCAUAAAUAAAAUAUAUAAGAUAAGAA
Astyanax mexicanus (Mexican tetra) is the source of this 2904-nucleotide messenger RNA. It is a transcript of the gene arpp21, whose product is annotated as cAMP-regulated phosphoprotein, 21. The record is from RefSeq and is a predicted model, not a curated record. Gene Ontology annotation, molecular function: nucleic acid binding. The coding region runs from base 361 to 2430 and encodes 689 amino acids. NCBI's taxonomy places the organism in Eukaryota, Metazoa, Chordata, Actinopteri, Characiformes, Acestrorhamphidae. Gene Ontology annotation, cellular component: cytoplasm. The transcript has 20 exons.